AUGAGAGUUGGGGAGGAUAAUGUGGUAAGCGAUGUUAGCAUAGGUGUCUUGAUGAUUGCAUAACUGAUAAUAUAAGUUACUUUGCUCAUUCUUACUAAUUGCUCAUUCUUAAUUUUAGGUAUGAAAUAAUUUUAAGGAUAUUAAAUUUCUGCUUAACAAGCAUGGUAUUUUAGGCGAUUCAAAUAGAUCAAGACGAUGACACCGCUUACCAUGAUGUGUAUAACGACACGGUGGAGAACGAUCCCUUCAAGAGCAGUAAAACGUCGCUUCAACAGUUGUUACCAUCUCCCGAUGAUGUCAAAUCGAUGAAGAGUUCUGUCCACGAAUCACUCAAGUCUGUGUAAGUUUAACUAGCUUUUUAUGGAUACAUUAUGAGUCGUUUUUUAAUUUGAUACACUUACAGAAAGUUUAUUGGAACAAAGUUUUUGGAAAAGAUAAAGAAUAUUGUGAUGGUGACAAAGUUAUGGUGGCUUACUGUAGCGUUUACUUUAUUGGGUGGCUAUAUAUUUAUGUGGCUAGAGACUCCAGCUGACUUGGAACAGAAGCGGCAACAGUUGGACGAGCAUCUUAUGUCAAGGGAUGUGUUCUUGUUCAAGUAAGUAUGUUUUAUAAAAUUUUAUUGUGAUCAAUUUAACCACGAUUUAUUGUGUGAUAUUUGUGAGAUAUUUGACUGCACUUAUAGUUUUUUUAGUAUAGAGAUGAUACACAACAGUUCGAGUCUUCAGAAGCGAAAUGAAUGGAAGAACGCUAUCAUGGAAUUCGAAAGGAGAAUCGGCUACACACUGCCAGAAGUUGAGACAUCAUGGACCUUCUGGAUGAGUGUGCUGUAUGCUGGCACUAUUUCUACGACAAUAGGUUUGUUUUUUGAAUAUCUAUCAUAAUUUAUUGGACGUUUGUGUAUUUAAUGCUGUAUUGGCAAGUUGUAUGUAUUGCCCAAGCUUUGUUAAAACUCUUAUUUUUUUAAGGUUCAAACAAUUGUAGGUUACGGUAACAUUGGAUGUAUAACAACUUCUGGUAGAAUAAUGACUAUAUUCUACGCGAUUUUGGGUAUUCCAUUGUUUGUUGUUAUCCUUGACAAGAUUGGAGCUGCUCAGUUGUCGUUGUUGAAGGCUAUCAACUACGCAGUAGAAGACUUUUUGUUUUUUAUAUGUGAGUUACCAAUAUUGCAUGUUAAUGCAUACUAUAGCAUAUUAUUUUUUAAAUAUAGUAGUGUUUUACAAUAUAAUUGUGGAACUAUUGUUCAAUUCUUAUGUACUAAUUUAAUUUCCAGACAUUCGCAUGCGUUUUCCUCAGCAAUUGGAGCCAGAAAAGCGACGACGCUACAAAAAGUUAUCUGUAAAAUACGCGAAUUAUGGUUUAUUCAACUACAAGGUGCCUCUGAAGUUGAUUACGCAGCAGGAAAGUGUAGAAGCUGUAGAAGAAAGGAGGAUCGGUCCAAAAGAUGUGGGAUCAAUGUAUGUUAAGAGUGCAGUUCGACCAUUGGAUGACAUAACAGAGAUAGACGAGGAAUUCGUGGAAGUUGACAAUCACGAGUUCAAACAUGUUACAAUACAGGACACACAAAAUGUAAUUGUUACUUUAUUUAGAAAAUGAUAUAAUAAUACAGUAAAUGUCAUCAUUAUACUUAUAUAUAUUUUUUUAUGACAAUUUAGGUAUCAACGCCAGAAAGACCACGCCCAUUACCACGACAAGUGUCGAUUGAAACUGGACCAUCUAGAAGGUCUUCAGAACUCUCUCAAGGGCUAAGUAUUAUGUCAGAUCAAUCAGGGACAAUAGAAAGCCAAGUACAACAAGAAGAGCAUAUUUGCGAAGAGAUUGUGGAAACAGAAGAGACGGUAGAAAAGACAGAAGAAGAGGAAGAAGAAGACCGUGAUCCUCCAGUAGCUGCAGCCUUGGUUCUUACUGUAGGGCAUAUCACUGCAUUUGCAGCGAUCUUUUGUUUGUGGGAGGAGUGGGACUACUUUACAUCGUUCUACUUUUUGUUCAUAUCUCUUAGUACUAUUGGUAAGUGGUACUUAUGGUGAGGAUAGAAUUUAUUAUGGGUGAUUUUAAAUGUUAUAUUAUGUUAGGGGUUAAGCAUAUUAUGUUUGUUUAUAGUAUAAUAUCUUUUUACAGGUUUUGGCGAUGUAACUCCUGCUUAUCCAGAGUAUAUGGUUGGUACUUUCUUUGUGGUACUGAUCGGUCUGGCUUUAGUAACUGUAUGCAUUAAUGUGGUACAAGAAAAGAUUACUAUAAUGUAUAUGCGAGUCUUGACUAGGAUGUUAGAUGUGGGUUUUUUUACUUAUUAUUAUAUUGCUUUAGUAUCUAUUUUUUAAUUUUUAUAGUAUAUUGUAAUUUGGUUUAGCAAUACAUAAAAGCCCAAGAAAGUGGAGAUCCAGAAGCUUUGAAAGGAUUCGUGGAAGGAUUCAACAGUAACGCCAAGUUCCUGAUGCCGUUGUUGAGCAAGAACGAGAGUGCCAAAGUAAUGAAGAAGUUCAGACAGACGGCAAAAGACAAGGGAGUCAGUCUGCCAUCUGCUCUGACUGAAAUCGACCCCCAAACAGGACAAUUCUCAUUUUGCAAUCAGAAGAGCGACGACAUUGAUGGAUUCAUCGAGAAGAAGCGACAAGAAGCUCAGAAUGUGAUCAACACUUCCGUCUACAAGAGAAACACUUGUGGUACUCAGACAAACUUCCACAACAAGGCCAAGAAGGUACAGACCACGGUGCCUGAAUGGCUACUGGUCAGUUACAGUUAUGGAGCUCAGUUUUCGGCCGAAUUGAGCGACAGCGGGAAUCAGACGGACACGGAUAGUGUGGACUCUGGAUGUCAGGUAAGUGGUGAUAUUUGAUGGUCAGGACGAUUAUUGGCUAUGAAGCAUUUUUAUUAUAUUGUUUUAGUGUGAAGUCGACGUUGAAUCAACAAGUGCUCAGUUUGAUGCAGAUUUACUUGGCAUAGUCGACUGUGCAACAACUAUGGGCGUUGAGUAAGUGCAACAUUAUUAUCUUUUUUAUUAUAACAACCAAUGUUUACAUUUUAGGUACGCCGACUCUUCUAUUCAACCAGAAGUGUCAUUUAUUCGUCAGUUACUGGAGCAAGAUUCGGAUGGAUCGUGGGAAAUGUCAGAAACCGACAGUGACGACAAUACUACGGGACACAAUGAAUUGCCAGAACGACGGCGACGGGUUAGGGAAGGUUUUCAGAAGAAGUUAUCGCGGGAUGAUGGACUUAAGCGACGAGAAUCACGCGAUAAAUUGAGGUUUAUGAAGAGUAGAAAUGUACAGGUACUUUCAUCGGCCCAAAAUUUUUUAUGUUGCCUAAUCUACAAAUUAUUUAAGGUUAAAUUUUUAGACAGAAUUUGAACAAACAUCAACAGAAUGUCAAGCGGGACCGUCCACGUUCACAGGAUACACAUCUUCCGAAACCAUGGAUCUGAUCAUUAAGAAAGACGCUGAAACUCAACCAGACCUCACGAGAACCAAGAACAACUACACUCAAGUUAAGUACAAGGUCAAGCACGCUGAGAUCCAGAAUUAUGUCAUGGAUGAGUUCCUCUUUGAUACUGAUACUCAGACAGAUACUGUGAUGAUGGAUUCGGACACUCAAGUAGAGCUGCAGUCGGCAGAUCAAGUGAUUCAGACUGACGUUGAGGUGAAGGCAGAGGAAGUUCAAACUGAGAUCGUGGAGUUCGCUAACAUCAAGGCAAUUCGAGAUGGACUAACUCAAACUGACACUGUUUUUGUUAAUAAGAAGGCUCAGACAGCGUUAACGUACACGUUGAAGAACAUCGAUGAGUUUGAAAAACAGAAAAAGGUAAAAAUAUAUUUUCUGUCAAAAGAUGGACAAGUUAUACGAUGAAAAGUUUCUGUCUAAACUAAUAUUAUAUAAUUAUUUACGCAACCUAAAAAUGUCUUUUUAUGUAAAUUUUGUUGUUUUAGAAAGAAUAUGAAAACGCAAAGUCAAAGUUCGAGCGUCUAAAACAACGUCGCGGGGAGUUUGGUGGGAAACAGCUGAAUACCGUGAGGUUGGAUGCUUCAGAAUUAGAAGUCCUGAAGUCAAAGUUGUUCAAGAUACGACUGGAACAUGCCAAAAAACAAAAAAUGGAGAAUGAACCGAUAGAAUUUGAUGUCAAUGGGGUAAAUUAAUGUUCUAACGUUAACAUAACCAUGAAAAGAUAAAAUCGGUUAAAAAGUAUAAAGUAGCAUUGUUAUCACAAACAAUUUUUCAGGAAGUGCAAAAACUUCUGGAUCUUCUACAGAAUCUUCGCGUAGCUGACGGUGAAUUGGACAAAGAUGAGAUAAGAAAGAUUCUGGAAGAGAGCCAUUUUCCGCUGGAAUUAAUCGAAAAAGACUUUGAUUUCGACAGAUUAGUCAAGUUGCUGGAAGAAGAAAGCCAGCAAGGGGAUGACAGCGACGCCGAGCUGUUGGACGAUGACGUUCUGGUCUUCAUGAAGUCAACGGAGUGUCAGACCAACACUUUGGGACUGCAAAUGGUUGAUGUUGAGGUAGUUUAAUUUGAUUUAUGUUUUGAUACUUAUUUUCACGUUAUUUAAAGUUUUAUGGCAUUGUAAAUGGUUUAUUGGAUAUAUUGUGUUAAUUCAGUUGAUGGCUAAAGAUAUGGUAAAAGAUUCUGAAGGGCAGACUGUUAUAUCAAUGGCUGAAAUGCAAGAAAAGGGAACACAACCUGAUAACAACACUUCUGAAGUCGGAGUUCAACAUCAGCCUGACACUAAAGAUGCUUUUGUAAGGGUUUUUAAAUAUAAUAUUCUAAAAUGUAUCUAUAAUGACUAAAGAUAUAUAGAUUAUGGGAGUCAAAGUCUUCCUGCUUUAGGUUAUUGCAAAACCAUCAACCGCACUGAUGCACUCACAAACUGUAAUGUCAAUGGCAACUCAAAAGGAAAAAGAAGUUCAAAGUCAAGUGGCAGUAAACGAAAGUGUGUCACAAACAGAGUUACAAUACAGUAAUAUUGCGUUAGAUCCUAUUUUAGAAGUUAUUAAAAGGGUAAGUUGUUUAUCAUGUUAUUAUUAUUAAAUCUUGUUCAGAAUAAACCUGUAGUGAGUGCACAAGAUACUCAAACAGCAAUAGAAAUUGGCGAUAGUAUGGUACAAACUGAACGAAAUGGAAUUGAAAAGGUAGGUGUACAUAAACUAUUGAUGAAUUUAGUUGGUUGUAUAAUCUAAUUUUAACAUAUCGUGUUUUACAUUUUUUACAGGACGCUCAAGUUUCUGUAGAAACAGCUACAGUAUCUAUUGACGCUGUUCAAGAGUACAAAACAGCGUCAACGUCAGUAGAUGUAGCUUACAGGGAUUCUGAAUGUCAGUGGGCUCAAAACACGACGGAGAAUGAGGUUCAAACUUCUGUAGUUCUACAGGAUUGGGCAGUACAAGCAACCGUAACAACUUCUGAGAAAUCUGAACAGAAUUUGAUUGAAUUUGCUGAGAGUGCUACACAAUCUAUGGUGUCUUCUAUGAAGAAAAUGAACAAAGAAAACGAUAAAGAUAAAGAAGAGGCAAAGGAUGAACAACAAAAUGUACAAGAAGACGUGUACUAUCCAGUCGAUCAAGAAGUGCAAUACGAAGAACCUAGAAGGUUUGUUGAUACUGGAAGUAAUGCUUUGGUAUCAAUGUUUAAGCGACCAGAUGAUCAGCAACAAGCUAAAGAAGGCAUCGAAGGAUCGUCAUAUAAAGUAGAAGCUGACGAUGUCUACUUAUCUCUUGUAGCUUCAGAAGAUGAGGAAUAUUAUUUGAUGGACAGCUACACGCAGCACGAUACUGAACUCGCAGACACGGCGACAAUGCCUAUUGUGUCUAUGUUUAAAAUGAAAGAACGCCAAGGUGAGGAAGAGAAUGGUGCAGAUGGAGAUCAAGAAGAUGUUUUACAUCCAAAAGAUACUGGAGUACAACAUGACAGAGAGAUGGAGGACUACAUGAUAGACAAAGCGAUUCAACCGAAUGUUUCUAUGUUUAAAGCAGUUCAGAAGAAGGUUUCAGUAGGAGAUGUUGAAGAAGACGAAUUGGAGUUUAUGACAGACGACUUUACUCAAGUUGAAGUCAAGUGUAAGCUUUUAAGGUUUAAAGGUAUUUCAAAUAGUAUAAUUACAAUAAAGUUGAAGAAUUAUAAUUUUUAAAUGAACUUUAAACGUGAUUUUAGGGUCAACUGUUGCUGUCGGAAGUGAAGUUGAAUAUUUGAAUAAAGAAGUUGCUGCAAUUGCUGAAACAACGGCAGCCGGUUGUCAGUCAGAUAUAGAUGUAGAAGAUGUACAAACACAAUUCAAUCCUACAACUUCUGACGCCUUUACCUUUCCCAAUGUAUCUAUGUUUAAGAUAUCAGAAGAAAUGUCAGAUAGUUAUAUGCAACAACUCAACGUCACGGAUACUCAGUUCUUACAAGACUGCGGAUGUCAGUAUGAUGCACAAUACGAUGGUAAGGUGGACAAGGAGAGCCAGCAUACUGUAGAAUUUGUGGAUGAAAGAGUAGGAGAUCACUACGAUGUGAAGGAUAAUGGGGUACAGUCGCUGUUGUCUAUGUUCAAGAUCAACAUGAAUGAGUAUGUGAAGAGACGAGAGAGUGCAGAGAAAGAGGAUGGUCAAGGUGGUCAGGACAAGGAGGUAAGGAGACUACCUUGAGAUGUAGAGUAAAUUUUGACAAAAUAAUAUAGUGAUACUGGUGUAUGUCUAAUCUAAUUUCAGGUUGAAGAAGUCAACUUCUUGAUAGAUGCUUCAACUGAACAUGACUACACCGUGUUGUCAUCAGAAGCCGGAACUCAAUUGUCGUACACAAUGACUGCUACAGAACAACAAACAGUAUAUUCUGGUACUAUAGUAAGUAGUAAGACAUAUUUUGCCAGUCAAUUGAUUUUUUGUUUAUCUAAUGAUGUUAUACUUGUUUGUUGAUAAUACCAUUGUGAUUGCACAGGUUGAUGCCGAGACAACGCACGAUACUCAUUUUGUGAAUCUUUCUGACCAAACCAGUUUUUGUUCUUGUACAUUACCGCGACAUGUUCAUGAAGAAAGCAAUCUUAAAGUUGUUGAAGUGGCGAGGAAACAGUUGCCGGAGAAAGUUGCCAAGACCUUUAGUAAGAAGGUACAAGCGACAACACAUAUAGAUGACAAAUGUGUUGGAGAAGUGGUAGAAAGAGCACCAUUUGGGUGUCAGAUGAGUGCUAAGUUGCAUGAAUGGGGAGUUCAGGUGAGUAUUAAUUACUGGUCUAUUAAAAAUAUUACUUAUAGUCUCUAAUAUGACUUUUAUACUGGUAUACUGUAUAUUCCAAGUAACAUCUUUUUUAGUACGAAUACUUGAACACCCAUGCCCAGUACGUACAGACUGAACACUACACUCGUACCAUAGAAUCUCAAAUGACAGUAGAACAAUCGAACUCUUCAGUUCAGACAGUUCAAAGGAAGCCGCCGCUUAAAAAUUCGAAAAAUAUUCAAACUGACGUCGUUCAGUCUGAAGUCAACGCUGAUGUCUACGUAACUCUGCAUGGUAAACCUGCUACUGGUUAUGCGGCUACUACUAGGCUGAACAAACAUAUUCAGAAGGUUAAAAAAGUGAUAAGAAGUCGGCGGUCGGAAGAGAUUCAGACGGAUUCUGUCGCUGAAGUUGUUGUGAUGGAGCACGAAGUAAAGGCGACUUCUGAUGCUGAAGUUCAAGUUAGUAUAAGCAAAGACCUAGUCGAGUAUUGUGUUAGUCAAACAUUUAGAAAGCCUAUCAAGAUAAUGAGGGUUAGUAAGGUGCUGAAGGAUACUGUAACAACUAGAGUUGAGAAGAAUUUAAGUAUUGUCAAGAAAGGCGACAUUAAACGAAUGAAAAUUGAAAGUAAAACAGAGAGGGUGUCUACAGUUACAGCUUCUACAGAAACUACUGAUUUAUUGUCAGAACCGGUCAAGAAGUCUAGGCUGAUAAAGCGACGACCUCUAGGCUUAAGAAAGGAGAUUGGAACUCAAACACAUCAGAAACCUUACGUAUCGUUGACGAUGAAUGCAGAGUUACGGUGUCUUGAUGAUGCACUUGACGUCACGGUGACUGUACCUGGUAAAGCUGCUGAAUUCGCUCAGAAAACUAUAAGAUUACAUUCGAAGCGACAAAACAUAAAGGCUACAACAAUAUUAGCAUCGAAAGAAUGUCAGACGACAUUCGAAGAAGUGAAGGUCAAGAAGAGGUCAGAAGGAUGUCAGACGGAGAUACAAGAGACAGUCAAGCUGAGAAAGGUCUGGACUAUCAUCUGAUUGAAGUGUAAACUUAUUUCUUUUUACUAACCCUGCUAUUCCAAAAUAGUUUGUCACACGCUAUGUUUUGUAAUAUUUUCGAAGUUAUAUUUUGCGACAUUUCAGAUGGCGAUGUAUCAAUCAUAUAACGCCGACAACACAGCCGAGGUGUCUACACAAACUGGAGUGCUGGCUAGACUGGCAACACAGUAUCGAGAGGGUACUCAAGUGAAGGUAUAACAGUAUCUAGUAAAAACUGAAAUUAUGAGUUAAAAAAGCGUAAUAGUACUACUUUAACACAAAAUAUUGUUUUAGCCUGAAUCUCCGAAGUCAAAGAAGCGAUGA
Messenger RNA from Bursaphelenchus okinawaensis, 8531 nucleotides. The record is from the annotation of a GenBank genome assembly. Lineage: Eukaryota; Metazoa; Nematoda; Chromadorea; Rhabditida; Aphelenchoididae.